Messenger RNA from Syzygium oleosum, 1378 nucleotides. RefSeq names its product protein PHR1-LIKE 2-like. Lineage: Eukaryota; Viridiplantae; Streptophyta; Magnoliopsida; Myrtales; Myrtaceae. The transcript is spliced from 6 exons. Gene Ontology annotation, molecular function: DNA binding; DNA-binding transcription factor activity. The record is from RefSeq and is a predicted model, not a curated record. The coding region runs from base 182 to 1162 and encodes 326 amino acids.
UAGUUACUGCCCACUCCUCUUCCGAGCUCCCCACCUCCUCUUCCUCCUCCUUCGAAGGUCCGCCGAUUCGCCGGCGGCGGCUCGAGCUCCUCCCCCGAGCCUCCGGCGGCGGCGGUCCGGUCCCGGUCCCGGUCCCGGUCCCGGUCCCCGGUCGGUUCGCUUGCUAGGGUUUUGGAGCCUGAUGUUCCCGAGGCUGAUCCAGUCGCACGAGGGGCUCCUCGGCCCCGACGACUUCGUCGGCGUCGGCGUCGUCGGCGGCGGAGGAGGCGGAGGCGGAGGAAAUCCCGGCCACCGCGGGGAUCCGUGCCUCGUGCUGACCUCCGAUCCCAAGCCCCGCCUCCGCUGGACCACCGAUCUCCACGAGCGGUUCGUCGACGCCGUCACCCAGCUCGGCGGAGCCAGCAAAGCUACCCCAAAGGCCAUUAUGCGGACAAUGAACGUGAAAGGGUUGACUCUGUUCCAUUUGAAGAGUCACCUCCAGAAAUACAGACUAGGCAAGCAAUCAGGGAAAGAUGGGGCCGAUGCACCCAAAGAUGGGUUGUCAGGUUCUUACCUUUUAGAAAACCCUGGUAGCGGUAAUUCUACCCCAAGCUUACCAUCAUCUGAUCUGAAUGAGAUAUCCGGCUUUGGCAGAAAUUAUGAAGUCAAAGAGGCAUUAAGAGCACAAAUGGAAAUGCAGAGCAAAUUACAUCUUCAAGUUGAGGCUGAGAAGCACUUGCAAAUACGCCAGGAUGCAGAGAGAAGAUACAUGGCAAUGCUUGAGAGGGCUUGCAAGAUGCUUGCCGACCAAUUCAUCGGUAGCGCAAUCAUUGAUACUGAAAACCAAAAAUGCCAGGCAUAUGGGGUUAAGAUGCCAAGAAACCUGUCCAUUGAUCCACUUGGCUUUUACUCGCAUGAGGUGACUGCAGUACAUGGCACGGAGGACGAAGUGCCACCAAACCUCCAUUCCCAGAGGGGCGAUUGCUCUACUGAAAGCUGCUUGACCUCGCACGAGAGUCCCAGAAUUUUAGCUCUUGAAGAAUCUCCAGCUGGAGGAAAGAAACGAGCAAUGGGCAUUGACUCAACAAGCGCACCUCUUAUUUGGAGUGAAGCUAAGCUGAAGAUCCGGGAUGUCGCUGUACCCCAGGUAAGCCCUCAUGGACUCACUGGCUUUGGGAUGUAAGGCUGAAUAUUCUGUAUUCAAUUCAUCUGGCUAAUUGGCCUAGCUCCUAGCCCGCCCUGCAUUUUCAAGUGUAAAAAAUCGCCAGUUCUCUUUUUGUCCUCUUUGUCAUUGGCAGAAACAGUUGAAACAACUGCCUGAAAAACCUGUAAAUUAUCGACAAUCAAAAUGCCAAGACUCUGUAGUUUUCAGACUUCUGUGAUUCUCCAUUAACAGUGA